Molecule: messenger RNA, 1740 nt
Organism: Melitaea cinxia (Glanville fritillary)
Lineage: Eukaryota; Metazoa; Arthropoda; Insecta; Lepidoptera; Nymphalidae
Product: late secretory pathway protein AVL9 homolog
Exons: 8
Coding region: 1-1740 (579 amino acids)
Cellular component (GO): cytoplasm
Source: RefSeq, a predicted model, not a curated record
AUGUCGUUUAUAAAUGAACCUGUUUUGAAUAUUAUUGUGGUGGGCUUCCAUCAUAAGAAAGGUUGUCAGGUCGAACAUUGUUACCCCGAAUUGGUCCCUGGACGUCCGUCGGAACUUCCACCUGCUUGGCGCUAUUUACCUGCGCUUGCUUUGCCAGAUGGGUCUCACAAUUACCUUUCAGAUAUAAUAUUUUUUAGUUUACCAGGGUUAACUGAACCAGCACAUACAGUUUAUGGUAUAUCAUGUUUUCGACAGAUACCACUGGAGCAAGUAGCCCAAAAAACAGAAGAUAUGACACGAAGUUCAGUCCAGAAAAGUGUGUGUGUGAUUUGUCGGGUCCCUCUUUUUGGACGCCUCGCUGUGAAAAUGGAGUUAGUUGUAAGAGCGUGGUUUUUGCAAGGAGAUUUCUCACAGACAAAACUCCUUGAAGAUGCUUAUAAGCAUCUUAACAGUUGUCCAGUUCAAAUUGAUCAAGCUUUUGAAGGUUUUUCUGUUCAAAAGUUGGUAGAAAAUUGGCGACAUAAGGCUUUACUACUAUUCAAGUUAUUAUUAUUAAGAAGAAAAGUACUUAUAUAUGGGUCUCCAGCUGGGGCAUUAUCUGCAGCCUUGUUGACACUUGUGUCCCUUCUGCCACGCUGCUUAGAGUACGGAUUGUCUCAAUCUGCUAAUGUUGUUCUUUCAAGGCCAUUAUCUCCAAUUCCUAUUGUACAGGAAGAUAAAAAAUUGGAUGCCAUAGGUGAUAAUAUUAAUUCCUUAAAAGAAACUCUAAUUAAUGGAACAAGCCAAUCUGAAGAAGAACUUUCCCCUAAAGAGAGUGGCAAUUUGUUGGAAGAAAAAGACAGUGUCAGUCGGCAGAGUUUUGAUGAGUCAAUUUUAACAGAUGUUGUUGAUAGGCAGGAAUUUUCACCUGGAAGGGAAAAGUGUCACAGCAUUGGUGAAAAAUAUAAAACACAAAAAUCUGUACCAGAAGCUCAGCAAAGUCCUACAAUGGCUAGGGAUAUGAGUGUAGAUGGGUUGUAUAAUUUAACUGGACAAAUUGAUCAAACUGAGUGCGGAUUUCCCCUACCACUGUUUGAAGAUGGUUACAUUUGUUUACCUUAUUUGUCUUUACAGUAUUUAGAUUUAUUAUCUGAUUCUGCAGUCCAUGGCUUUGUUGUUGGAGCGUCUAAUGUACUUUUUAAACAGAAGAGGCAACUCUUUGAUGUAUUGGUAGAGGUUAAUGAAAUGAGAAUAGAAACAGCUGAUAUGAGCCUCAGAAGGCAGUUGACUCUCGGAACAGAAGAUCUUAGGUUUGCAGAUCAUGUAGUGCGUCAUGGUUCCACCCAAGGUGACACUUGGAUAAGAGAUCAAUUUGCUAGUUACUUGAUAUAUUUAUUAAGAACAUCACUACUACCAGAAGGAAGUAGAGAGAUUGAAGGUUAUAAUGCCCAGUUUAUGACAGCCUUUAAAUUGACACCAGCUUAUGAAAAGUGGUUAAAAGAUACUAAUGAUGCAGAUGUUGAAGCUUUCAUGAAUCUUACUCCAAUACAUCCCUUCUCUGGGCAACUAUCUGUAGCUGAUAUGAAGCUUAAGUUAGCUCACACGAUGUCGACGACGGAGGGCGGACGCAAGGUGUCGGCGGCGGUGGCGAGCACGGGGCGCGCGGUGGCGAGCACGUCGCGCGCGGUGGGCGGCGCGCUGUCGCACGCGCGCGGCGCGCUGACGGGCUGGUGGAGCGCGCUCACUGCGCCCCCUCCUUAA